AUGGUUGAAAGUUCCACCACUAUAAAUAUAGCACCAGCUGGGCCAAUACCAGAGCCUGCUAAUAAUAUACCUCAUAUUGAUCAGACAGCCAAAGUUGAUGAAGCCACCAAAGAUUCUGACCAGCCAAAAAGAAGACCAAGAAGAUCCUAUAACUGUGGACCUUGCAAACGUCAAAAGAUCAAAUGUGAUACCCAGAUCCCAUGUGCUGCUUGUAAAAGACAUAACAGAAUAGAUCAAUGUUUAGCAUCACCACCAAAUCCUCCUUCCCCUGAUCAUAAGAAAAAAAUUAGAAGAAUAAGUAUUCAAGAAUUAUCUGAAAAUUCAACACCAACAGUUAGAUCACCAAAUCAAAAUAUAGAGAAUCAUGUCACACCAAGGACUAUAAAACUUCCCAUGGGUUAUUAUACAUCAAGUUUCAAAAUCAAUGAUUCCACUGAGUCAAGUAAUGGAGGAUCUUUAACUCCAGAUGAACAGAUGAUUGAUCAAUUUAGAGAUUAUAGAAUUGGUAGUCCAAAUAAACUAUUACCAAAACCUUGGAAGAAUAACCCACAAGAGUAUAAAGAACAUAGAAAUGAUGAAAUGUUUUUAAAACCAUUAAACAAUAAUCAUGAUGAUAUUUUCAACUUAAUGAAGGAUCAAAUUGAAUUUUUGAAUGUAAAAUUAGUUUCAUUGGAGUCUAAAAUUGAAAAAAUGAAUCAUAAAAAUACAAUGAAAUUACCUAUUGAUGAUAAUAUUUUUAAAUAUCUAACAGCUAUUCCACAUAGAGUCUCUUUUGAUGAUUCUCAAGAUCAAAAAAGUUUAAAUAUUAAAUUUUUAGCACCUGAUAAAUUAGAUGAUUGGAAUGAUUUUAUUCAUUGUCUCCCCAAUAUGAAAUUUAUGACCAAAAUGAAAAAAUAUUUCAUUGAAUAUUUGAAUUUCCCAAUUGAACUGAUAAGUACCAAAGUUUUAGACUCUUGCUUCAAUGAACAAAUUUUCAAAAAAACUAAAGAUCAAGUAACAACACAAGACUGGGAAUCUUUAUCAUUAGUUGCUAUAAUAUGUUCUUUAUCAAUGUUAAAUUAUCCUAAGGCAGAGCUAGAGAAUGUUUUGAAAAUUGAUCCAGAUAAUGUGAUUUAUAUGUCGAAUACUUUAUUCCAAGUUUCUAAAAAUUGCUUAAAUAUUUUGAAAUAUAGAGAAUCACCAAAAUUAAUACAUCUUCAAAUCUUGAUCCUUUGUCAUAGAUAUCUUCAAUAUUUCAAUAAGAAUGAUUUAUUGAUAAUAACCAAUUCUGAAAUGGUUUCAAUAGCUUAUGCAUUAGGAUUACAUGGCUUACCAACACCGCAAAAUAGUUUAGAGACUGAAGUUUCACAUAAAGUAUGGUGGAUUGUUUGCUUAAAAGAUACAUUAGUUUCAUUAAAAUUGAAAACACCACCAUUUAUAAGGAUCGAUUCAUUGCCAAAUACCAAAUCUAGAGAAUCUCAUAUAUUGAAGGCAUUUGUACCAGCAGAAAUAUCAUCAUUUGAUUCAGUGUUAACACCACUUGUGAAAGUGACAAAAUUAUUGAAUGAAAUUCCACCAGCAUUAGCGCAUUCAUCUGUUGAAAAAGCUGAAAGGUUGAUAAUGAUAGAUCGACAAUUAACUAGUGUUCAAAUUCAAGCAAAUUUUAGAUUUAUGACAUCUAAUAGAGAUCAAAAAAAAUGUUUCCAAGAGUUUUAUCUAUAUUCAGUUUGUAUCUUUGGGAGAUUGAAAGUCUAUGAAGGUUUAUAUUUCACUUCACAAGAACCUUCUGGAUGGAUUGUUUUAUCAUCAAUAAUUGAAAGUUUUUUCAAAAAAUAUGCAGAUCUAAGAAGAGUUUAUGAUAUCAAAGAAGAACCUAGCUUCUUUUUAGGUAUAGUGGAGCAAUUAAUCAUGGUGUUAGUUCAAAGCUUGAUCAUUUCAAUAUUGAACCCAAAUGUUCUUCCUGAUAAUUAUAAAACCAUCAUUAAUAGUUAUUUUCAAAUUGUUUAUGAUGAUUUAUACCAUUUAAAAGGGGUAAAUUUGAAUCAAUCUUUACCAUUUUAUGAGCAAUCUUUUGUCACAUUGAAGAAAUUAAAAUCAAUAAGUGUUAAUCAAAGCUUGGAUUCUGCACAAAAAAUGUUCAGUUCUGUUGCACCAAAUAGUUCAACCACAAGCAUCACUUCAGUACUUAAUAAAUCAAGAGUUUUUGACUCAUCAGAAUCAGAACUGGGGUUAUUACCAACAAAUGAGUUUUUCAGCCACUUUCUUUCCAGAAUAUAUCAAAGCCAAUAUUACCAUAAUGCUGUUACAGAAAGAGAUGGUUGGGACCUUUCAGAGUUUUUGGAGGAAGAACAGUUGAUUUUCUUGAAAUGUUUAGGAAUUGUCUGA
Molecule: messenger RNA, 2364 nt
Organism: Hansenula ciferrii
Lineage: Eukaryota; Fungi; Ascomycota; Saccharomycetes; Phaffomycetales; Wickerhamomycetaceae
Product: Zn(II)2Cys6 transcription factor
Exons: 1
Coding region: 1-2364 (787 amino acids)
Biological process (GO): regulation of DNA-templated transcription; DNA-templated transcription
Molecular function (GO): DNA binding; zinc ion binding; DNA-binding transcription factor activity, RNA polymerase II-specific
Source: RefSeq, a predicted model, not a curated record